GAUGUUUGAUCGUGCCUAGAAACUGCUUGAUAAAAUGCUAUCAACAAUUCAACCCCCGCGUUAUCUAUCUCGCUUCCCACUCCACCGUCGCGCCAGGUGCCGCUCCCUCCACAUCCUCUCCUCCGCCGAGCCCGUCAUCAAGACCUCCCUCACAGACCAAUCACAGAUCCUCUCCAAUCGCGAUUUGCUUCUCUCCCGCCAACUCAGCUCCGUCGAACUGACCCAUUCUUACCUGGACCGUCUCAAGCAAACGGAGCCCCAUAUUAACUGUUUCCUUCACGUAUCCGACCCGGACAAGGUCCUGAAACAAGCUCAGGAAACUGACGACAAGAUAAAGAGGAAUGAAGAAGUGGGUCCCCUUGCAGGUGUCCUCGUGGCUAUAAAAGACAACAUUUGUACGGCUGAUAUGCCUUCCACCGGUGGCUCCCACAUCCUGGAAGGGUACCGUCCUCCGUUCGAUGCCACGGCCGUGAAGAGGUUGAAGAACUUGGGUGCCAUUGUUGUUGGAAAGACCAACUUAGACGAGUUCGGUAUGGGGAGUACGACUGAAGCUUCUGCUUUUAAGGUGACAGCAAAUCCAUGGGACCUUUCCCGGGUGCCAGGGGGAUCUUCAGGUGGCUCGGCUGCAUCUGUAUCAGCUAGGCAAUGUGUUGUAUCACUUGGGAGUGACACUGGUGGAAGUGUGAGGCAGCCAGCAUCAUUUUGCGGCGUAGUUGGUUUGAAGCCAACUUAUGGACGUGUUUCGAGAUUUGGGCUUAUGGCAUAUGCAUCAUCCCUUGAUGUUAUCGGAUGUUUUGGUUCGUCUGUUGCUGACACCGGGAUUCUUCUUCAUGCUAUUUCUGGCCAUGAUUCACUUGAUGCGACUAGCAGUAAACGAGAGGUUCCUGAUUUCACUUCUCAAUUCACUUCUGCAAGCUCUUUGGAUUCCAGGCCAUUGGAGGGGUUAAGGGUUGGUAUUAUCCGUGAAACGGUUGAUGCUGGUGUUGAUUUUGGAGUUAAAUCCGCAAUACAGGGUGCUGCAGCUCAUCUGGAACAAUUAGGAUGCAUUUUGAAAGAGGUUUCUUUGCCAUCUUUCUCUCUUGGUUUACCGGCUUAUUAUAUUCUUGCAUCAUCAGAAUCAUCUUCCAACUUGUCGAGAUAUGAUGGUGUCAGAUAUGGGAAUCAAACUUCUUCAGAGGAGUUAAAUGCACUUUAUAAAGAGUCAAGGGCUAAAGGAUUUGGGUCAGAGGUCAAAAUGAGAAUAUUAAUGGGAACAUAUGCUCUUUCUGCUGGAUAUUAUGAUGCAUAUUACAAGCGAGCUCAACAGGUAAGGACCAUAAUUCGGAAAAGCUUCAAGGCUGCAUUGGAUGAAAAUGACAUCCUGAUUUCACCUGCAGCUCCAUCCGCUGCAUAUAAGAUUGGUGAGAAGAAGAAUGACCCUUUGGCUAUGUAUGCCGGAGACAUUAUGACGGUCAAUGUUAACUUGGCAGGCUUACCUGCAUUGGUUUUGCCAUGUGGAUUUGUUGAAGGGGGAGCUGCUGGCCUUCCCGUUGGCCUUCAAAUGAUUGGUGCGGCAUUUGAUGAGGAAAAGUUGGUGAGAGUAGGUCACAUCUUUGAGCAGACUCUUCAAGGUUACAAUUUUGUUCCUCCACUCAUUUCAAAUGGCGCUUUCGCCUGAACUUUGAUGAUCCAUCACUUUAUGGCGUGUCAAUGGUCAGUGCUUUAGAGACACCUGAAUGAUUUGUCUAUAUUUAUCCGCAGCAGCAGCAUAUAAGUGCAAUUUUGUUCCUAAAAAAUAUUGGUAAGUUGGCACCCAUAUUUGUCAUUAUCUCCAAAUAUUUAAGUGUGUUUAUCGUAUAACAUGAAGUUUUGGGUGCCCGUUUUCAUUAAAGUAGGUGAUGGCCUGGAAACUACUGCCGGUUAUUCAUUUAAAUUACGUACUGUU
Hibiscus syriacus is the source of this 1924-nucleotide messenger RNA. Its product is annotated as glutamyl-tRNA(Gln) amidotransferase subunit A, chloroplastic/mitochondrial-like. Gene Ontology annotation, cellular component: glutamyl-tRNA(Gln) amidotransferase complex. The record is from RefSeq and is a predicted model, not a curated record. Lineage: Eukaryota; Viridiplantae; Streptophyta; Magnoliopsida; Malvales; Malvaceae. The transcript has 11 exons. The coding region runs from base 35 to 1657 and encodes 540 amino acids. Gene Ontology annotation, molecular function: glutaminyl-tRNA synthase (glutamine-hydrolyzing) activity. Gene Ontology annotation, biological process: translation.